GCUCCUAUUUUGUAGAACUCGAAGGGGGGCGGGUCGCCUAUGACAGUCGAGUAGGAACUACAGCGGUAUCAGUGUGGCUAAGUUGCUGGAAGCAGAUCUCAAGACAUGUGUGGAAUCUUUGCCUACCUGAACUACCAUGUGCCCCGCACGCGGCGGGAGAUCCUGGAGAUCCUCCUGAAGGGGCUGAGGAGACUGGAGUACCGCGGCUACGACUCUGCAGGUGUUGGCAUCGAUGGUGGGAACGUUAAGGACUGGGAAACAAACGGCAGGUCUAUCCAGCUGAUCAAACAGAGGGGCAAAGUCAAGGCGCUGGAGGAUGAGAUCCACAAAACGCAGGACAUGGACCUGGACGUGGAGUUUGAUGUUCACCUCGGCAUUGCCCACACACGCUGGGCCACUCAUGGAGAACCCAGCCCAGUCAACAGUCACCCACACAGAUCAGACAAAAAGAACGAAUUCAUUGUCAUUCACAAUGGAAUUAUCACCAACUACAAGGACCUGAGAAAAUUUCUGGAGAGCAAAGGGUAUGAAUUUGAGUCGGAAACUGACACCGAGUCCAUCGCCAAGCUGAUGAAGUACAUGUACGACAACCGUGAGAAUGAUGACCUCAGCUUUGACACGCUGGUAGAGCGCGUCACUCAGCAACUGGAGGGAGCUUUUGCCCUGGUCUUCAAGAGUGUGCACUACCCUGGACAAGCUGUAGGCACCAGGAGAGGAGGGCCCCUGCUGAUCGGAGUGAGGUGUGACCACAAGCUCUCCACUGACCACAUUCCCAUCCUGUAUCGCUCAACUGGCAAGGACAAGAAGGCCUGUACCUCGCUGCCCAGGCUGGACCAAGACACCUGCCUGUUCCCCGUGGAGGAGAAAGCCGUGGAGUACUACUUCGCUUCUGACGCCAGUGCCGUGAUUGAGCACACCAACCGCGUCAUCUUCCUGGAGGAUGACGACGUGGCCGCCGUGUCGGACGGACGCCUGUCCAUCCACAGGAUCAAACGCACCGUCGGAGACCACCCAGCACGUGCCAUCCAGACCCUGCAGAUGGAGCUGCAGCAGAUCAUGAAGGGGAACUACAGCUCCUUCAUGCAGAAGGAGAUCUUUGAGCAGCCCGAGUCGGUGGUCAACACCAUGAGAGGAAGGGUGAACUUUGAUGAGAACACCGUAACACUGGGAGGACUGAAGGACCACAUCAAAGAGAUCCUGAGAUGUAGACGCCUCAUCCUUAUCGCCUGUGGGACGAGUUACCACGCUGGGGUGGCUACUCGCCAGGUGCUGGAGGAGCUGACUGAACUUCCCGUCAUGGUGGAAUUGGCCAGCGACUUCCUGGACAGAAACACGCCUGUUUUCAGAGAUGAUGUGUGCUUCUUCAUCAGCCAAUCAGGUGAAACCGCAGACAGCCUCAUGGCCCUCCGUUACUGUAAGGAGAGGGGGGCCUUGACUGUGGGCAUCACCAACACAGUGGGCAGCUCCAUCUCCAGAGAGACCGACUGUGGCGUCCACAUCAACGCCGGCCCAGAGAUCGGAGUGGCCAGCACCAAGGCGUACACCAGUCAGUUUGUGGCCCUCAUCCUGUUUGCACUAAUGAUGAGCUCUGAUAGGAUCUCCAUGCAGCCACGUAGGAGAGAGAUCAUCCAGGGCCUGAAAAUUAUGCCAGAUCUGAUCAAGGAGGUGCUGAGUCUGGACGAUGAGAUCCACCAUCUGGCCACGGAGCUCUACCAGCAGAAGAGUGUCCUCAUCAUGGGCAGGGGGUACCACUACGCCACCUGCCUGGAGGGAGCUCUGAAAAUCAAGGAGAUCACGUACAUGCACUCGGAGGGCAUCCUGGCGGGCGAGCUGAAGCAUGGCCCUCUGGCGCUGGUGGACAAGCUGAUGCCCGUCAUCAUGAUCAUCAUGAGAGACCACACCUACAACAAGUGUCAGAACGCCCUGCAGCAGGUGGUGGCCCGCCAGGGCCGGCCCAUUGUCGUCUGUGACAAGGACGACUACGAGACCAUCAAGAACUCGAGCCGCACCAUCAAUGUGCCGCACUGCGUGGACUGCCUGCAGGGCAUCCUCAGCGUCAUCCCCCUGCAGCUGCUGUCCUUCCACCUGGCCGUGCUCAGAGGAUACGACGUGGACUGCCCAAGGAACCUGGCCAAAUCUGUGACCGUGGAGUGAAGAUGCCCCAUCCCCCUCAGUCUUCUCCACAGUGUGACUGUUCACCCCUUACACACACACACACACACACACACACACACACACACACACACACACACACACGCACACACAGAGCUGUGCAGUUAUCUCACACUCAGCUGACAUUAAGAGUGAUGAAGAAACAAAGUCUUCGAGACAUAUAAGCAUUUUCUAGUCUGAAAGGUCUUUUUAAAUGUAGUUGUUGUUGCACAUGACCAUUUAUUUUUUUUGCUUGAUAGUUUGAUUGUUUUAAUGUCAGUGGUGGAAGGGUAUGGGUAUGCACUUGGUUGGCUUGUAGCUGCUCUUAUCCUGGGAAAACUGGACUUCUUCUUCAACCCAGAUGUCAACUCUUCCGGAACUCUCUCUGGAUGUCCAAAGUGAAUACUGGCUUUGGAGCGUUCACUAAAUACCGUCACUAAUGUCGUAGUCUGAGUUCAGCCCGAACUCUCGAUGACUUGGGUUUUUGGGUUUUAGUGUUUGAAUGUUACCAGGGGGAUAUUUUCACGACUGAAUAGAUGUCGUUGUUGACUAAAAGACAGAAGGGGGUAUUAUUCUGUGCUGCUAAGGGGCAAUAAUGUAAGAUUUAUGUGUCGUCUGAGUGUUGGUCUGUUACUAAUCCAUUGGGGAAUGUAGACAUAAAGGUGGGGAAGAUGUGUUCGCCUUGUGUGGCGGUUUUGAAAAGAAGACAUCAGGCAGCUAGAAGCUUAGUUUUUAUCCAAAAAGAAAUUGCCCACAGUCCUAGCGUGUGUGUGUGUCGCGUGAUGGGAUUUUCCCAUACAAGAAAGACAUUUUGACAUUUGUGUGUAAAGUUUUUGGGAGUGUGAGAUAAUGUUCAGCCAGUGACCUCGUAUAAUCAAAUCCUGCCUACAGUGUAUAAGCUGUAAUUCUUUUUUUUUUUUUUUUUUUUUUUUGCUAAGUAGUACAAAAUGGAAUCUUGUCAUUAUUGAAGGAUGUUGACUGGGGCAGUUUGGUUGAUGUAGACGCCCAAACGAGGCUGGGGGAUCUGUGUGGUGUAUACUUGUAUACAUGACGUGUGAACACUUUGACACUCAGCUGGAAUGAUGAGGGGGCCGCGGUCUUGUGUGCGCAAAUAUUGCGCCACGACUCUCGCAACAUGAAACUGGGUCACGGAAUCGAGGGAGAGAUUUUGGCUCGGCGCUGAAGGACAGGAAUCUGAGAGACGAGUCGGACGUUUGUGAUUAGCGGAUUAGACUUGUUGGUUCAGAGGAACCCAUUACUCACUCGCUGCCAUUAGUAGUGAGGACCUCUGGUGCCUAAUCUUUCUCUGUUACAGUACCAGAGGAGCCUGGUACAUGUUUGCAUACAUCACGUGUCCCUCUUGUGAAAACCAGGAGGUUUUCAUUCAUUAUUAGGGUCUGAAGUUAGUUUGAGGGGUUGGUGUUGACUGUUACUGCGUAGUUGUCUGCAUUUGGAUUGUUGGAUAGCUCUGCUGUAAUUUAUUCCGUGUUAAAAUCAUUAUUUGUAGAUUUGUUGCGUGCAUUUUUUCCGUCUAUGCCUUGGUACCGGUCCUUUGAGCGGGCUCUCACGUUUACAGGAGAGGUGCCAAACUGCAAGUGAAGAACCACAUCUAAUGAAGUAUGUUACUGACAUCGUAAGACCCGCACCAAGUUUACCCAUACCCUGCCACCGAUUUAUAUUUUGUUAUCGCGGGACCAUCGCUUUAUAUUCUGUUGACUCUUUUGAUCCUUGUCUCUACAUUUUACUACGAAAAUAUUUAGAAUUCUUUAUUUUUAAUAUUUUUUUUUUUAAAGUAGUUAUUUGUAUGCUCUGAACUGGUCUUUGUUAUCCCAAUGUGAAUGUUACUAUAAGGGCCCCUAACAGCCAUAUGCCAUGAAACUGAUUAGUAAGAAACAAACCAAAAAAAGAACCAUCUACAUCCCAGAAUGGUACUCAACCAAAGGUAUUGUAGGCAGGGUUGAUUUUGAAGGGGCUCAAAUUUGUAGAAAGAGACAGGUGGGGUCUAUAUUAGUGAACUAUAUUCAGUGCAAUGUGCAAAACGGAUUAUUUCAUGAUGGGCAGCAAUCCGUUAAGGUGUGUACCACACCGUGCGCAAGAUCCAUGCUUCCCAUCAAAACCCAUUCCAUUAUAUUUAUCUUUUUUUCUCCAUUUUGAACUCAACCUGUAAGUCGCUGUUCUUUGACAAGUCACUUAAAAAUGCAUUUUAUAUGUAGUCGAUCACAGAUGUAGUUGCACUGACUGAGUCAGUGUGAAUGAUACUUUGACUGUCAAGAGUCAGAACUGCAAUCGAGAUCGAGUAGAUAUUGAUUUACUGAAAGGUGUGUCAGAUGCGAUAGACUCUUGAAUAUGUCUUUUGAUUAUGUGAGCCAUUUACAGGAACAGCAACCAUGUUUUGAUCGGGGAUAACAACCUAUUUAUGAUUACAACUGAUGCAAUAAAAACUCUACUCGGA
Molecule: messenger RNA, 4603 nt
Organism: Clupea harengus (Atlantic herring)
Lineage: Eukaryota; Metazoa; Chordata; Actinopteri; Clupeiformes; Clupeidae
Gene: gfpt1
Product: glutamine--fructose-6-phosphate transaminase 1
Biological process (GO): carbohydrate derivative biosynthetic process; protein N-linked glycosylation; fructose 6-phosphate metabolic process
Molecular function (GO): carbohydrate derivative binding; L-glutamine:D-fructose-6-phosphate transaminase (isomerizing) activity
Source: RefSeq, a predicted model, not a curated record